GUUGCCACCCCGACGCACACACGUGCUACGAUUCGUGCGGUUCCAGAAUCGCGUAUAAACAAAUUUAAAAUGCCGCCACAGAAGGAAGUUUCCAUUGCACAGACGUUCCCGGACAUUGAGAUCAUUGUGGGCACCUACGAGGAGUACCUGCUGGGCUACCAGAUUGUGGAGGAGGAGGUCAAAGACGAGAACAAGUUGUUGCUGAAACAAACGUUCGCAGACAAGUCCCAUGCCGGCGCCAUCAAAUGCAUUUCGGUGCAGGGCCCUUGGGUGGCCAGCGGUGGGAGCGACGAUCGCAUAUUUGUCUACGACAUGCGCCAGCGAAAGCUAUCCCAGGUCUUGCUCUCGCACAGUGGAACCAUAAACGCGCUGUCCUUUGCACCGGACAUGUCGCAUCUCUUGUCGGGCAGCUCCGAUGGACAAUUGAAGGCCACUCGCGUGGGCAGUUGGGCCGUUGCUGGGGACUGGAAGAAAGCGCAUGCCGGCUCUCCUAUUACACACAUUAGUUGCCAUCCCAGCAGCAAAUUGUGCCUCUCCCUGGGCGGUGAUCGCAUUCUAAACACCUGGAACCUGGUCAAGGGUCGCGUCGUCUACAGGACCAACCUAAAGAGCAAGACCACCUUGGGUGCGGCACCCGACUGUCUCUCCUGGUCGACGGAUGGCGAACACUUCACACUGACUGGCCUUCAGGUGCUAGAGAUCUGGGACAUCAAAACGGCCAAUGUGGCAAGGCGUGCAAAGACCCCAUCCAGACCGAUUUGUGUGGCGUGGCUGGGCGAAACGGAAUGCCUGUCGGGUCUGGAGAAUGGCAGCAUCGCUUGGGUCUCCCUCGCGGACCAUAAAGAGGCUGAGCCAAAGAUACUGCCUGCCCAUGCGGCUCGUGUUAAGGCCGUGGCUUGUCUGAACGACACGCUGGUGUCCGUGUCUAGUGCUGGCGAAAUCAAAGUGUGGCGCUGUGAACUGGAGAAACGGGAGCUAACGUUCAUUGCCAGCACCAGUAUUGGCUGUCGUCCCACCAGCCUGGGUCUGGUCGAUCUCUCGCUGAUCGAAGGCGGCGCGGCUCGUCCAAAACAGAGCCCUGCUGUGCCAGUUGCCACAUCGAGGCCAUCGGAAGUCGAGCCGGAAUUGCAGAUCGAUGCACCAAAAGGUUUUGUCACCAUUGAGUUUGAUGACGAUGCCAAACCGCCAGCAACCACACCGAAGAAAGCAGCCAAAAAAUCACAAAAAGCAGCCAAGAAACAGAAAAAAGCAGAGAUGGACUUUGACGAAAAUAGCAGCGAUGGAGAGAGCGAUCCGAUUACCGACUCUGAAAGCGAUGACGAAAACGACAGUCACCCGGCGCCAACACCCAAAAAAGUGACAAAAAAGUCCGGCAAGCAGAAUGAAGAUUCCAAUGCGGAAUCAUCCGACGAGACAGAGGCAACGGUGCCAAAGCCCAAGGCACGUAAAGAAAAGGCUGAGCAGAACAGCGACAGCGACAGUGACAGUGCACCCAAACGGAAACGCAAGCAGCCAGCAAGCCACACACCCGUCCAGCGCAAGGUUAAAAAGCAAACACGGUAGAAGUGGUGUUUGAAUCUUUUCUCUUAGUUUUGUUUUAUUUCCUAUGUUGACAAUAAAAAGUAGUGGAUUAUCAA
This is a messenger RNA of Drosophila subobscura, 1637 nucleotides long. RefSeq names its product p21-activated protein kinase-interacting protein 1-like. Bases 70 to 1563 code for a protein of 497 amino acids. NCBI's taxonomy places the organism in Eukaryota, Metazoa, Arthropoda, Insecta, Diptera, Drosophilidae. The transcript is spliced from 3 exons. Gene Ontology annotation, molecular function: protein binding. The record is from RefSeq and is a predicted model, not a curated record.